This is a messenger RNA of Neoarthrinium moseri, 1644 nucleotides long. RefSeq lists its product as uncharacterized. The coding region runs from base 1 to 1644 and encodes 547 amino acids. NCBI's taxonomy places the organism in Eukaryota, Fungi, Ascomycota, Sordariomycetes, Amphisphaeriales, Apiosporaceae. The transcript has a single exon. The record is from RefSeq and is a predicted model, not a curated record.
AUGGCUACCUCUCGGUUUCUACGUUUAUUGAGUGCAAGCAGUCUCGUCACUUCAAGCGUUGCCAGCGGAGAGGCACCAACCGCGAAGACUUUAAAUGGAACUUAUGAAGGGUUCAACCUGCCAAACUGGGACCAAGACGCGUUUCUUGGUAUCCCAUACGCACAGAAACCAGUUGGUGAUCUGCGCUAUCGGUGGCCUCAAAGCAUCAACACCUCGUUCGACGGAGUCCGAAACGCCACGCAGUACGGGUACAGCUGCAUGCAAUAUGGUCAGAGUUUCGCUUUGUCGGAGGACUGUCUCACUAUCAAUGUUGUAAGACCAGCAGGUGUGCCGGCCAACCCGCUCCCGGUACUGGUAUGGAUUUACGGGGGUGGGCUGUACGCCGGAAGCACCGCUGAUCCUCAAUAUAACCUAUCUGGUGUGGUCAAGGUCAGCCAGGAAAUGGAACAGCCGGUCAUCGCAGUUAGCAUGAACUAUCGUUUGGGCAUGUGGGGGUUUCUGCAAACGCCACAGAUUCUGGCCGAAGGAUCUAGUAAUGCUGGACUGCUUGACCAGAGGCUUGCACUGCGUUGGAUUCAGGAAAACAUUGGCGCAUUCGGUGGCAACCCAGACAAAGUUGUCAUAUGGGGUGAAAGCGCGGGCGCUCAAAGCGUAGCGUAUCACCUUUUUGCUUAUGAUGGACGUGACGAUGGCCUAUUCCAUGGAGCGAUCAUGGAAAGCGGUGGCCCAACUGGGGCACAAGUCGAAACGCUCUCAUGGUACAAUAGUGCAGUGGAGAAUCUCACACGAGCUGUCGAUUGUUGGGGGGUGUCAAAUCAGCUCGCAUGUCUCCGAUCCGUCGACCAGGCAACAUUGUUUGCUGCACAUCCCAGCGUUGUAUGGAACCCCUUACUCGAUGGGGAUUUCUUGACUGGCUAUCCGAGCCAACUGAUGCAUCAAGGCAAAUACAUCAAAGUACCAAUUAUCACAGGAGCAAACACCGAUGAAGGGUUUGCUAUUUCAGGAACCCCCAAUACCGAGCAAGAUAUAUUCAAGUCCAUCUUCGCAUGGCGCUCGUAUUCAUUGACGCCCCCUACCGUGCGCAAGCUAUUCGAAUUAUACCCUGAUGAUCCUUGUUAUGCGGUUCCAUAUGCAAUCACCAACUGCACCCGAUCUCCGACACGCGGCCUCCAAUGGCGCAGGGCAGCAUCUAUAGGGUCCGAUCUCGUCAUGAUUGCACAACGGCGGAAGAUGGCUGAACUCUACACGAGCGCCGGAGUAGCUGCAUACAGCUACCGCUUCGACCAAAGGCUUUGGAACGGGCCCGAAUGGGACGGUGUCAAGCACUUUCAGAAUGUAGCAUUCAGCUUCCAAAACAUAUCUGGCUUGCUCGGGCCCAGUCCAAGCUACGAUAGCCAUCGAAAACUUGCAAUGGCAAUAGGCCAGGCAUACAUACAUUUUGUCAAUGACCUGGAUCCGAACGGGAAGCAAGGCAUACAGUACAAAGAACCGAGUCUCCUGCCCCGCUGGCCUGCUUAUAGCUUAGGUUCACCAACGAACAUGGUACUCAAUGCGACAAAAAGCUGGAUAGAGGAUGAUACGUGGCGCAAAGAUGGUAUCUCAUUCAUCAACACACCUGGGGUUGCGAAGGAACUGUUGAGCUAG